This is a messenger RNA of Strongyloides ratti, 2199 nucleotides long. RefSeq lists its product as hypothetical. Bases 1 to 2199 code for a protein of 732 amino acids. The transcript has a single exon. The record is from RefSeq and is a predicted model, not a curated record. NCBI's taxonomy places the organism in Eukaryota, Metazoa, Nematoda, Chromadorea, Rhabditida, Strongyloididae.
AUGAAAUUAUUAAUAUUAAUUUAUUUAUUGUAUUUUACAAAUGUAAUUAAUGGAAGUAUUUUUGAAUAUAUUUUUUAUAAAAUAGGUUGGCAUCAAGCUGAUUUUUCUUGCCCAUAUUCUAUGCCACAAGAAUUUGUAGGUGUUUCAAAAGAUGAAGGUGAUUCAUUUAGUAUGAACCCAAUUAUUUUUCAAAAUCUGGUUCAAAAUCAAUAUGCCAAAUACUUAAAAGAACAAACUAUUAUUUUAGGAAAUGAAAAGAAACUUAAAAAUAUACAAAUAUUAAAAUUUAAGCUUCGUGAGUUGGCAAAAUAUAUUCAACAAGGUAAUGGAUUAUUAACUUAUUUUUGUAGUGGGUCAAAAGAUAUGAAGAAUGUAUAUAUGCCAGUAAAAAAUUUUCAUGAUGAAAAAAUCGAAGUACUACGCCAAACAAAAACUAUUCCGUGUACUGUUGAUACCUGUAAAAUUGGUUUAUUUUUUGUCCAUAAUAUGAAUUGUGAUGAAUAUUGUUUUAAUAAAUUUGCAAGAGUAGAUAAAAUUAGCAGAAUUUUUUAUAUUGUUUUUGAACCAGAUGACCAAAAUAAAGGUAUAUAUUUUGAAGGAGUUAGUGGAGAUUUCUUUCCAUUAGUACCUUGUCCAUAUCACAAUUGGGUAGUAGCAGCAUAUAUAACAAGAUAUCAAGUAAGAGGUUAUGUAGUUAAAGGUGGUCAAUCAGCUGGUAAAGAAUUUUUUGAUACAAAUGUAUACAUUCCAGCAUUUGCUGUUACAAAUACUCAUCAUCACAAUAAGUACUUUGUAUGUGGAGAACUUAUUCAGGAAGGUGAAAAAAAUAUUGAAAUUGGUUUUAAGGUUACACUUAACAAUCUUGAAAAUAAUGAAUUAAGGGGUAACAAUAUUAAAAUAGAGGGAGGAAAAGUUUAUUGUAAGGGUAAAGUUGUAGAUCAAAAAAAUUCAUAUGGUUAUGUUGACAGUAGUUAUAAUAUUAUAUCUGGAAAAUCAGAAAUGAUAUAUUUUGGAGAAGGAUUUAAAUUUUAUUAUAAUCAAAUUAUAUUGGUAUAUAAGUCAACUUCUAAUGAACUUUUUAGAGAAGAACGUGUUUUAUUAAUUUUUAAAAAACAAAUUUUUAAGAAUUAUCAACCAGAAUGCGCUGGAUAUAUAAAAAAUGUUAAAAUGGAAUUUACAUUUGAAAUAGAUAAAAAGGAAGUUCUUGAUGUACAUACAAAAAAAUUAGAAGGUGAUAAAGAAGUUGCCGUUGUUUUUUUAAAUAAAAAUUAUAUAGAAAAAGGUAAAAUAGAUAUAAGAUGUCGUGGAGUUAAGGCUGGUGGAAGAGAUGCAAGAUUCGAUGAUUUCUAUGAAUUAACAUUUAAGACAAAAUUACAAAGAGUUCUUGAUGAUACACUUAAAGAAAACACGCAACCAGCUUUAAGUGAGUUAAUAUUUUCUUCUGAGUCAGACAAUGUGUUUGGAUUAUAUAGUUGUCAAAUAGAUUGUCCUGGUAAUUGUGCCGGAAAAAACAAUUUACAAGAUAGAAAUAUUAUGUUAUUACCAGAAUCAAUAUUUGAAGCAACAACCAACACUAAAAUUUAUACAGAUAGCAAGGAAUAUUUAGUAUGUGAUCUCAAAGUAAACAACUUUGGUGAACUUAAAUUUAUGCAUAUACAAUACAGAGGAAAAGAAAAAAUUUCAUAUGAUGUUGUAAGAAAUAUUCCAGAAGAUGGUUUUAAAAAUAAUAAAUCAGCAAUUAUUUAUGUUGGUAAUAAAUACAAAUUUACUGAUGGAACAACUGUUGAAUGUAAUUAUACAGCAUUUGAUAGACCAUAUAUGUAUCAAAAAAAAGUAAUGCAAUAUAAUGAUUUGAGAAAUCAAAUUGAUCAAGUUGGAAAUAAAAUUUUGGUACCUAUUAUUGCAGGUGUUGGUGCAGCAGUCUUUAUAAUAAUAUUAGUAAUUGUUUUAGUAACAUUUAGAAUUAUAAAAAGAAGAAAGAAAAUAAAAUUGUUAUCAAAAGCUACAAGUGCAAGUGGUGCUUCUUCAAUGUCAAAAAGUGAAUUUACAAGAAGUACUAUGAGUAGAUCAUUGUCUAAAUCAAGAGGAACUAGAUCAAAAUAUUCAAAUUCAAAUUCAAAAAGCAAUAAAUCAAAUUCUUCUACCUAUAAAACUAAAGGAAGCAAAUCUAAAAGUAAGACUGGUAGUUUUGUAGGAUAA